Closterium sp. Naga37s-1 is the source of this 774-nucleotide messenger RNA. NCBI's taxonomy places the organism in Eukaryota, Viridiplantae, Streptophyta, Zygnematophyceae, Desmidiales, Closteriaceae. The record is from the annotation of a GenBank genome assembly.
AUGGAGAAGGAGAGAGAGAGGAAAGAGAAGGGUGUCGACGAGGAAAAAAUGAAAGCGAAGCGGGAGGAGGAGAAAGAGGAGAAAGGGAAGAGGUGGGGAGGAGAAAGAGAAGGAACAGAAGGGGGAGGAGGAGGAAGAGAAGGAACAGAAGGGGGAGGAAGAAGACGAGAAACGAAGGAAGGAGGACGAAAAGCAGAGAAAUCAAGGGGCCUAGAAAUGCGGUCGGAGGGGGAGCAACGGACGGAGGAGGCGGCUAAAGUGGAGGGUAGGGAGGAAGCAGGGGGAGCAGGAGAGGAGGAAACGGAGGAUGAGGAGAAAGAGGAAGAAAGGGAAGGGGGAGGCGAAGACGAAAGGGGUUUACAAGGGCGAGAAAUGCAGUUGGAGGGGGAGCAAAGGAAGGAGGAGGGGGGAGUGGCGGUUGAAGGGAGGCUGAGGGAGGAAGCAGGGGGGGAAGGGGAGGCAGGGGGCGAGGAGGAAGGUGAGAAAAGGGAAGACGAAGAGGAGGAUGAGAAAGGGAAAGAGGAGACAGAAGAUGCCAGGGAGAACGCGGCAGAAGAGGAAGAUGAGAAGGAGAAAGAGGAAGAGAAAGGAAUGGAGAAAGAAGAGGAGGAGGGGGAGGAGGAGGAAGAGGAGGAGGAGGAGGAGUAUGUGUAUUUGGAUUUGAGCCAAGCGGUUAGGAGGCUGCCAAGAAAUUGCCGACUUAUUAUUGAGGUAAGUGGAACUUGGAGUCAGAGGCGCCAAUACUGCACCUGCCAGAUGGCAGCACGCUGGUAA